This is a messenger RNA of Cricetulus griseus (Chinese hamster), 2703 nucleotides long. The record is from RefSeq and is a predicted model, not a curated record. NCBI's taxonomy places the organism in Eukaryota, Metazoa, Chordata, Mammalia, Rodentia, Cricetidae.
GGAUAGUGGGAGCCAUUGGGCAGCUGUCUGUCAGCGCGUGCGGGAAACCUCUGCUGUUUGUUAAACUUAUGCCCUUCUCCCCGAGCUGAAGUCAUAGCGGAGCCUCUUCUUUGAUUUGUUUGCGCGGAGCACCACGUGGGAUGCAAGUUCCCAGAGGCCUGGCUCGGAAAGGCCGAUGGGUCCUGAAAGCAGUCUGUGGCAGCGUGGGCCGGACAAGUGUGCCUGCAAGGAAGGGCUGCUGGACCUGAAAGUGGGACCGGGAAUUUCUCUAAAAGAGUUGUUUUGAUUUUCAUCCUGGGAGGGAACUUGUUUGUGGCCGACCACUAAGACUUGUGGGAGGCUUCAGAUGUUUUCCGGGAGCCCAGCCCAGCCAGUGGUUUGUUGGUGUGAUGCCACCCCACUUGACACUACCCUUCAGGCGUCUCAUCUGGUCCUUGGCCUCCAGCCAGCUGGUUCCCAGAAGACCCAGAGGACAUAGCCUCCUGCAUACAGCUCCAGAGGCCCGCACAGAUGGGAUUGCCCCAGUGUUCAUCCGCGCCCUGGCCUUUGGGGACAGGAUUGCCCUUAUUGACAAACAUGGCCGUCACACCUACAGGGAGCUUUAUAACCGCAGCCUUUGCCUGGCCCAGGAGAUCUGCAGGCUUCGGGGUUGUAAGGUUGGGGAUCUCCAGGAGGAGAGGGUUUCCUUCCUGUGCUCCAAUGAUGUUUCCUAUGUUGUAGCUCAGUGGGCCUCCUGGAUGAGUGGUGGUGUUGCUGUCCCACUCUACUGGAAGCACCCUGAGGCUCAGCUGGAGUAUUUCAUACAAGACUCCCGGAGCUCUGUGGUCAUGGUUGGCCAGGAGUACUUGGAGCGGCUAAGUCCAGUGGCCCAGAGGCUGGGAGUCCCUCUUCUGCCUCUCACACCUGCCAUCUACCAUGGAGCAACAGAACAGCCCAUAGAGCAGCUGCUUCAAGAGAGGGAAUGGCGUGACCAGGGUGCUAUGAUCAUCUACACCAGUGGAACCACAGGGAGGCCCAAGGGUGCACUGAGCACCCACCAUAACUUAGCAGCUGUGGUGACUGGACUGGUCCAUGCAUGGGCAUGGACAAAGAAUGAUGUGAUCCUGCAUGUCCUCCCUCUGCAUCAUGUCCAUGGCGUGGUCAACAAGCUGCUCUGUCCACUUUGGGUAGGAGCCACCUGUGUGAUGCUGCCUGAGUUCAAUGCUCAGGAGGGCAGUGUCUCCAGAGCAGCAGCUCAAGGACACUGCAUUCGAGCAGGCUGGGCUCAUGCUGUUGGUACUUCUACUCUGGGAACUGGAAGGAGUAGGUCUUGCACCUUUGUUCCUUCCAUCUUUGUUCUGGCUCUUUGGACCUUUGCCUGUCAAUGCAAGAUACCAGAACUGCUGGCCAGUCUCUGCAAGGUUUGGGAAAAGUUCUUGAGUUCGGAAGCUCCACGGAUUAAUGUAUUUAUGGCAGUGCCCACGAUCUACAGCAAACUGCUGGAUUACUAUGACCAGCAUUUCACACAGCCCCAUGUCCAGGAUUUUGUGCGUGCCGUUUGUGAAGAAAAGAUUAGGCUGAUGGUGUCAGGCUCAGCUGCCCUGCCUGUCCCCCUGCUGGAGAAGUGGAAGAACGCCACGGGCCACACACUAUUGGAGCGCUAUGGCAUGACGGAGAUUGGCAUGGCCCUUUCCAACCCCCUGACGGAGGCUCGCCGGCCAGGUUCUGUGGGGACCCCACUGCCAGGAGUGGAAGUACGCAUUGUCUCAGAAAACCCGCAGAAGGGUUCUCCCUACAUCAUCCAUGCAGAGGGAAAUGAGAGGGAAACAAAGGUGACCCCAGGGUUCGAGGAAAAGGAAGGAGAGCUGCUAGUUAGGGGACCCUCUGUGUUUCGAGAAUACUGGGAUAAGCCAGAAGAAACUAAAACUGCUUUCACUUUGGAUGGCUGGUUCAAAACAGGGGACACUGCCGUGUUCAAGGAUGAUAGGUACUGGAUCAGAGGUCGUACAUCAGUGGACAUCAUCAAGACUGGAGGCUAUAAAGUCAGCGCCCUGGAGAUUGAGCGGCACCUGCUGGCCCACCCCAGCAUCACAGAUGUGGCUGUGAUUGGAGUUCCGGAUAUGACAUGGGGCCAGCGGGUCACAGCCGUGGUGGCCCUUCAAGAAGGACACUCACUGUCCCACAGGGAUCUCAAGGAGUGGGCCAGAGGUGUCCUGGCACCCUAUGCUGUGCCCUCCGAGCUCCUGCUGGUGGAGGAGAUCCCACGGAACCAGAUGGGCAAGGUGAAUAAGAAGGAGCUACUCAGGCAGUUCUACCCCUCGUGACCAGAGGAGCCAGUGGGCCGAGGCCAGAGGAAAGCAGACAUCCCCUCAUGAUCAUGUGCUGUGGGCCUUGCAACAGGCCCAGAGACCCUUAGAUGGAAACAGCCCCCUCCCCUGCAAUCAGGUUGACCACAAUCAAAAAACACUGGGAUGAUAUCACCAAAUGAAGCUUCCCCCUACCCUAGGCUGAUUGUCCAAGCUCAGUGACCUUGACCACUGUCAGUGUCCUCGGUGGUCCUUGAGAUCACUGGAGUUUGUGUCAGUCUCACAAGCACAAUAAGGACUUGGCCAGCUCUCAGUGCCCAAGGCUGCGGACUGACUCUACUAAGGGCAGGUCCCAGAGAGUCAGAGGUGAUGCUGAGAAAAGAGAUGAAAUAAAGACUAGUGCCCUGUGCUUUCUGGU